Malania oleifera is the source of this 1601-nucleotide messenger RNA. Its product is annotated as protein WVD2-like 3. The transcript has 7 exons. Gene Ontology annotation, biological process: microtubule cytoskeleton organization. Bases 193 to 1377 code for a protein of 394 amino acids. The record is from RefSeq and is a predicted model, not a curated record. Gene Ontology annotation, molecular function: microtubule binding. Lineage: Eukaryota; Viridiplantae; Streptophyta; Magnoliopsida; Santalales; Ximeniaceae.
ACUGUACCUAUUUAUAAAUCACAAACAGACACUAGCACAGCUUGAAACUCAAAAACAAGGACUCCUCACCUGAUGAGGCAACGCUAGCUGUUACUGCAGCAGAGUACAAACGCCAAGCCCGCAAUCUAAAAUCUUCCUUCAGUUUCUUCAUCCCAUUCUCAUCUCAGACCCAGAUCCGUCUGCAAUCUUGCCAUGGGGAUGGAAGUUCCAGAUAUUUGUAUGGACAAGGAGCCAGACUGUGUGAUAAUUUAUUCAAAUGGUGUUUCUCACGAUUCAAGUCAUGAUAGUGCUUCUAAUCAUCAUGGUGUUGCAGAGUCAUAUGAACAAAUUAAUGGGGAUCCACUGCCCCAAAUAAUGGAAGAGAACUCUGAAGUGAAGGAAUACGAAGUGAAAGAAUGUACUACUGAAAAUGCAAUUGAGAUUUCUGAACUUUGUCAAGUUGAAGAGUAUAAAAAGGAGCCAGAUGAACCAAGCUCAAAUUUUGAGGCUGCCUUGACUGAAGAAAAGGUGAAGUUAGAAUCCCAGAAAACAAAAGAUAACAAGAAGUCAAAAUCUUCUUCAAAACUUGUGACUGGAAACAUUCGAACAAAGUGCACCAUUCCACAGCCAUUUGCCCUGGCAACUGAAAAACGUGCGUUAUGUGGAACUCGUCCUGUUGGGGCUGAACCCACUGUUUUUUCUGGUUUGAAUAGAAACAAAAUGCAACAAAAUUCGAAGCAGAAUCAGUUGGUCUCAUCUUUGCUAUCAAGAAAACCUUUGCGACCUGAUAAUAAGAAGCAUCCUGAUGAAGACGAUUCUUGCUCUGUUGCUUCUAUUACUUCAGCAUCUGCCCGUAAUAUUAAUAAAUCCCAAACAACUAUUGCAUCAGCUCCGGUCUUUAGAUCCACUGAACGCGCAGAAAAGCGGAAGGAGUUUUAUUCAAAAUUAGAAGAGAAACAAGCAGCGCUGGAAGCUGAGAAAACACAAUGUGAAGCAAGAACCAAGGAAGAGAGAGAGGCAGCCAUUAAGCAACUAAGAAAGAGUUUGAUGUUUAAGGCAAACCCAAUGCCGAGCUUCUACCAUGAUGGGCCACCACCCAAGGUUGAGCUAAAAAAGCCACCUCCAACGCGUGCGAAAUCUCCGAAGCUGGGCCGCAGGAAGAGCUGCAGUGAUGCAGUCACUUCAGCUGAAGGAAACAAGGGAAAAGGAGCUUGUGAUCGGGGAAACCGUCACAGUUUGGGCACUUACAAAGAAGACAUUUCCUCCACCAGUAGCACUGGUAGCAAGGAACAAAUGUGUGUCCAGAAUGUUGAAGAUACAAAUGAGAGAGAGAUGAGUGACUGCCUUUCACCCAAGGUUAAUGGCCAGCAUAAUGUGGAUAUUGUGGUCCAGUCUUGAGUCUUUGACUCUGGUGAGUUUUCUAAUUUAUUGGUGGGGAAUGGUCUCCUAUUUCUUGUUGUCUUGGAACUGGUCCUGAGAAUGUGCACUGUUUAUUUCCUCAACCUGCAAGAACUUGUUGCAGUGGUUUGUGUAAUGUAUGAAGUGUAAAUUUUCUGUAAGUUAUCCCCAUGCAUAUAUAUAUAUAUAUAUAUAUAUAUAAAGAAAUACCAUUUUGCCGUAAA